GGAGCGGCGCUUCCGCCUUUAUGUUAGCGGUGGUGAAGAGUGUGGGGGAUACGGAGAGGAGGCAGCUCUGUCUCUGUCUGUCUGUCCCCGGGGAUGUCGGAGGCCGAGUGCAGGCAGUGGAUCCUGGACACUAUUGACUCUCUGCGGAGCCGUAAGGCUCGGCCGGACCUGGAACGGAUCUGUAAGAUGGUACAGCGGAGACACGGGCUGGCUCCGAGCCGUACCCGGCGCCAGCUGGACCGGCUGCUCCGCUCCCGCACCGUGCUCCGAGUCAGCUACAAGGGCUCCCACUCUUACCGCAUCGCCGCGCAAUGGCAGCCCGGGGCCGGGCACAGCCGGGAGCGGAAACAGGAGCAGGAGCAGCCGCAGCCCCGCACCGUGCUGACCCGAGCCCGGCUCCGGGGAGCCCGUGAGCAGCAACAGCUCCGCCGGCCCGCGGGCAGGAGGAGGGUGGUCCCGGAGACAGGCACCAGCUCCGAGCGCAAGAAGACCAGGAGAUCCAAAGAAGCUGAUUUGACAGAUGAUGGGACUGAUGACGAUGCUUCCAUGGAGGAUCAGGAACUCUGGGACCAAGCUUUUGAUGGUCCCAACAUGGAACAGUCUAUCGCUGACUCUGUGAGUGAAGACCAUAAUGCCAAAGAGACUCCUGACAAAUUGCCUCAAGGUUGUCCCACUGAAGAGAUCGCUAAGGAACUAUCCACUGGCAAACUGGCUGAAACUUCUUUGGAUGUGGAGCAGAGCCCUUCGUAUCAUCCCACCAUUGAGUGCAAGGAUGUUAUUGAUGCUGAGAUGAUGCUCAAUGCUGAGGAUCUCAAUACUAUGCAAAAGCGACUCUCUUCAGAUGAUGCCAGAGAUACUGUCUCUUCUGAAGAGCCAGCUGCUAUAGAGGAGAACUACAGUGAAGAACGCUCCCAAGAAACUUACACUAUUCGAGGGGAACCUGAACUUGAGCCUGUGCCAAGUGAACAACUGAGACCUGAGCUCUCUAAUUCUGGUGAGGGGUCACAGCAGAUGGAGGAUAGACACCACAAUGAAUGUGACCAACUGACCUGCCUGCAGGGAGUAGCCAAAAUGACUGAAGAUCCUUCGCUGUCCAAAGACUGCAGUUCCACCAACGCAGACAAUUGCUUGGACAGUAUGCUGCUAGACCAGACUCCUGCAGUCAAUCCAAACCUGAAACAUGAAACAGUGGAGAAUGUGGUAGAUUUAAGCGCUGACCCCAGAGACUCGGUUCCUGAGGUUAGUGGAGCCUCGUGUCUUCUAACACCGUCAGCAUCACCAAUAGACAUGGUCCCUGAAGAGCAUGGCCCCACAGACCGAAGCCUCUUGGAAGAGAAUGGGAAGCCUGUCGAUCCGACUGAAUGGAGCAUUGCUGAUGUGGUGAAUUAUUUUAAAGAGGCAGGAUUCCCAGAGCAGGCUGCUGCUUUCGAGGAUCAGGAGAUUGAUGGCAAGUCUCUGCUCCUGAUGAAGAGGAAUGAUGUUUUGACGGGACUGGCGAUUAAACUGGGCCCUGCACUAAAGAUAUAUGAAUAUCACAUCAAGGUGCUGCAGUUACAGCAUUUUAACAAUGAAGCUCCUUCGUCCUGAUGAGUGACUGCCUUUGGUAGCAGAUUAUAUGUCCUGCACACCCAGCUUCCAUCUGCACACAUUCCACUGCAGCCUCACUUUAACAUAUUCCCAAAUUGAAUUCAUUUGAUUUUUUAUUUUUUUAUUAUGAACGGAGGAAUGCCAGCUGGAAUGAGAUGUUUGUUUAAGAAGUAAAAGUGUUGGUCUUGUAUAAAGUAGGGCUGGGGCAUGUUUGAAGCCUUUCUACCACUGUCUGACCCACACUGCACUCAAAUCUCCCUUCCCCCCUGGUGUAGCUGAGCUCUGAGUGCCGGGCUUAUUCCAGGAUCUUGUCACCUUGUCUGACAGAAAGAAAUGACCUUGCUCCCCAGUGUGACGCGAGUGUGCCAUGCUGCAAUGGGACUGAAGUGCUGCUCAAACAUAGGAGUGGGGCUGUCAGCAAAACUCGCCCGUCAUCCUGUUUGACAGGAUACAAGAAGCGCCAUGGUUCACACGAAGAGGGAAUAUGUAUUUUUCUUGCACGCAUCCAGAGGAUUGGAAACUAAGAAGCAAAGGUUUUUGAAAAGCUCCGUGCAAUCGGGUGGUAACUGGCAGUUCAGUUGUAGCUUCCUAAGGUGACCAGUCAUCUCUUUGUUGGGCCUAUAGCUUAUGGAACAGUUGGAUUGUUAUAAACGUUGUCCCCAUGCUCUGUCUUAUUACAAUUACACCCUCUUGAAUUAAUCUCGUGGGAGUUUUGCUGUAGUUGUUACUGGUGCUAGGAGUGUUGUAUACUUUAAAAGUUUUAUUAUAUGAGACAUUAUUUGUAUGUUCCAAGAUGCAACAAAAGCCUUAACUUGUAAUCCUGUGAGCUGGAGUUCUAACUGCUUGCUCACACUUGCAGGACUUCGUAUAUUGGCAAAUGAAUCUGCAGAACAAAAAAGACUAUUUAAUUCAGGACUUUGCACUUCAGGUCAACUUUUACAUUCAAAAAUUCUUUUGUCCGUGCUUUCAGAGAAUCCUGGCUAAUGUAAUCCAAUCAUUUUGUUACAUUUUGUGCACUUGUGUUGCAGCAUCACCACUGGCAGGGAGAUGUGAUGACAAUGUGACGUGUUUACAUAGUCAGUUUCCAUUGUAAAUGUGGGCAUAAGAAUUUAUAAUACAAUAAAAUACAGCAAAGGAUCAGGCCCUUCAGCCCAUUAAGCCUUUACUGAUUCCUAAUCAUUACUUAGACCCGCUACUUAUUGUCCACGCGUGGUAUCUGUCCCUCUGUUUGCCUCACAGAGAGAAAAGAUAUACCUCUGAAUUGGGGACUACAUUAACUUCUGUGUGCUCUGAUCCUGUUAAUCCUCCAGACGCUCACCCUGUGGUGCUGAAAAAGCACAGCUGGUCAGGCAACAUCCAAGGAGGAGGUGAAUCGACAUUUCACGCAUAAGCCCUUCACAGCAAUGAGACGUCUGGACCUGGGGGCUGAGAGAUAAUUAGGAGGGGACUGUGACUGGGGGGAAUGUUAGCUGAGAAUGCAAUAGGUAGAUUAAGGUGGGGGAGUAAGUGAUAGGUCGGAGAGGAGGGUGGAGCGGGUAGAUGAGAAAGGCAGUGGACGGGUCAAGAGGGUGGUGCCGAGUUGGAGGCUUGGACCAGGAUAAAGUAGGGGGAAGGGAAAUGAGGAAACUGGUGAAAUCUACAUUAAUCCAGUGUGGUUGCAGGGUCCCAAGGUGGAAGAUGAGGCGUUCUUCCUCCAGGUGUCUGGUGGUUAAGAUUUGGGGAUGGAGGAGGCCCAGGACCUACAUGUCCUUGGAGUGGGAGGGAGAGUUAAAGUGUUCAACAUGAGGCGGUGGGAAGUGCAAAACCUGUGCCCACACCAUCCCCCCUCACCCCCAUCCAAGGCCGCAAAGGAUCCUUCCUCAUCCGGCAGAUAUUUCCCUCCCCUCCCCUAUCAGUAUUCCGGAGAGACUGUUCCCUCCGCAAUUCCCUUGUCAGAUCCACAUUAGAUUAGAUUAGAUUACUUACAGUGUGGAAACAGGCCCUUCGGCCCAACAAGUCCACACCGACCCGCCGAAGCGCAACCCACCCAUACCCCUACAUUUACCCCUGACCUAACACUACGGGGAAUUUAGCAUGGCCAAUUCACCUGACCAGCACAUCUUUGGACUGUGUGAGGAAACCGGAGCACCCGAAGGAAACCCACGCAGACACAGGGAGAACGUGCAAACUGCACACAGUCGCCUGAGUCGGGAAUUGAACGCGGGUCUCAGGCGCUUUGAGACAGCAGUGCUAACCACUGUGCCACCGUGCCGCCCACAUCCCCCACUAUUCCACACCCCACUCCUGACACCUUCCCCUGCCACUCCAGGAAGUGCAAAACGUUCGCCCACACCUCCCCCUUCACCCCCAUCCAAGACUGCAGAGGAUCCUUCCUCAUCUGGCAGAUAUUUCCCUCCCUUCCCCUAUCAGCAUUCCAGAGAGACUAUUCCCUCUGCAAUUCCCUUGUCAGAUCCACAUCCCCCACCAUUCCACACCCCACAUCUGACCCCUUCCCCUGCCGCUGCAGGAAGUGCAAAACAUUCGCCCACACCUCCCCCCCUCACCUCCGUCCAAGGCCCCAAAGGAUCCUUUCACAUCCAACAGAAAUUCACUUGUACCUCCGCAAAUGUCAUCUACUGUAUCUGUUGAGACCGAUGUGGUCUCCUUUACACCGGGGAGACCAGAUGCCAACUUGCAGGUCGUUUCAGAGAGCAUCUCUGGGACACCCGCACCAACCAACCCCACAUCCUGUGACUGAACAUUUCAACUCCCCUUCCACUCCACUAAGGACAUAGAGGUUCUGGGCCUCCUCCAUUGCCAAACUCUAACCUCCCAACACUUGGAGGAAGACUGCCUCAACUUCCCCCUUGCAACCACAUGGGAUUAAUGUGGAUUUCAACAGUUUCCUCAUUUCCCUCUACCAACCUUAUCCCAGUCCCAAGCUUCCACCUCGGCACCACCCUCUUGGCCUGUCCAUCGUCUUUCCCAUCUAUCCAUUCGACCCUCCUCUCCGACUUAUCACCUUCUCCCCCAUCUUCAUUUGCCUAUUGCAUGCUCCACAGCACCCCCCCCCCACCCCCAAUUUAUCUCUCAACCCAGCCCCCCAGCCCACAAGUGAUGAAGAUCUUAUGUCCAAAACAUCAAUUCUCCUGCUCCUCGGAUGCUGUGUUUUUCCAACACCACACUCUUGACUCUGAUGUCCAGCAUCUGCAGUCCUCACUUUCUCCUAGACUCUCAUCCUGCUCAGUUUGAAACCGAAAACUAAGUUCUUGUGUUAUCUCGUGGAUGAACUUGAAUUCAGUUUUGCUCUGGGAAAGUAACUGAUAUAGCCACUUCAUUGUUUUUAGCGGAUUAAUUUCUUGUCAGUCUAUUUUUGGCGUGAGGAGCCAUUUUAAAUUUUAUACUAUGCCUGAGCAAAAUUUGACUUCAAAGUGGUUCUGUUCAUGUGCAGGAUUUCUAUCCUAUGUUGAGAUGAUCAGUUGAAAGUGUGACUUUUUUUUAGACUUUUUCUGUUUAGUUAAACGCUUGAGUUAAACAGGUUAUCCUGUGACCUUCCACUGAUUUUCCCCAUCAGUCUUUCCACAUGUUUUGGCUUAUUCUCUACUUGCCUUGCAGCAGGAACCCUUUCACAGGCUGUUACCUCCGGCGGUGGUUCAUUUGCAGAUCCGAGGAAUAGGUUUGAAAAUUACUAAACCAGAAGGUGCCUUUGCUAGUUAAGCUUGUAAAAGUUGAAGGUUACAGGGUAUUUUGUUACUUUCGAUUUAACUGGCUACUGUUCAUUAAUUGUCCUAUGUGAGAAUUGCUUCUUUAAAGCUACAGAAAUGGGAAACCAAUUUGUGGUGUCAGGGCCACAGGUUAUCUUACAGUACAUUUGCAGAAUUCAUGGAGUUGGAUGGAGCAGGGAAGAUCUUGACUUGAAAGUAAUCCAACUGGGUUCAGGUACACACACCGUUUAGCAUCUUUAUGGCAGCAAGCACUCUGCUUGUACAGCACAUGAAGAUGUGACGCAAUGUAUGGCUAAACUAGGGGCUAUUUGUUGGUGGGUUCAUGGGACAGCUAAUAUCUCAUUAGUCAGACGGCAUUGGAACAGGAGAACGCUGUGCGAUUAAAUGACAAUGGAUCUGUAUUUUGACCCCCAUCUACCCAACAUGGUUCCACAUCACUUUAUAAUUUUAAUCAACAAAUGUCUCCUUAGUCUCAGUCUCCAGUGAGCUUUUUGAGGGAGCAAGUUCCAAAUUUAUACCACCCUUUGUCUGAAGAGUUACUUCUCAACGUCACCACUCUGAUAUUAACAAAAUCCCUUGUUCUGGACAUUCGCCAGCAGAGAAUGUAGUCAUGGUGGUCAUGACUUUUAUCAAUGAGGGCAGUCUGACCCAAAGUUAGGACCCAGGCUGGAGGUGAGGGUUUUAAAGGUAGGAGGGCAAGUUGAAAAACUGCACUCAUAUUUUAGGAAUUAUUAAAAGGGAUUCAAAAUGAAAAGUUUGCUGCAUUUAUUCCUGUGCAUUAAAGUCUUGUCUAGCUGGAGAAAGAUCAGCUUUCCAUUUGCACUCCACGUGUGCUGUGCUGUUUUCAGAAUUGUUGCUCUCAACUGCCAUACUUGAAUUCCUAUGGUAGCAGGGCUCUAUCCCAGGUGCUCACACAGGUAUGUCCUUUCAUGCUGAACUUCAUUGCUCAGGAGUGCUGCAGGCGGGAGCAGUAAGGUACACGCCUGCAACAAUGGCUUUCCACAUGGCCCCCUGGACCUUUGUGGAAUCUUCCACGGCUACUGUUCCCUUUGUGUAGGGAUGGCAUUCCAGGCUGGUGCUGAGACACUGAGCCCUGCAAACAGCAGCUGUCAAUGCGCUUUACAGAAUAUUUUGUGUGUUUAAAUUGAAUUAUUUUAUUAUAAAGGAGUAACUAAAAGCCAUGUGUUUUGAAUCGAAUGCACAAAAUGAAUGAUAUAGGUUUUUAGAGCUUGUUCUUGCUAAACGAGAUGUUAUCCAGCAAUAAGUAACAAUGUUGAAAUGAAAAGUGUUUAAUAAACUUGUUGAUUCAAAA
Molecule: messenger RNA, 6603 nt
Organism: Hemiscyllium ocellatum (epaulette shark)
Lineage: Eukaryota; Metazoa; Chordata; Chondrichthyes; Orectolobiformes; Hemiscylliidae
Gene: samd1b
Product: sterile alpha motif domain containing 1b
Exons: 8
Coding region: 94-1587 (497 amino acids)
Molecular function (GO): protein binding; DNA binding
Source: RefSeq, a predicted model, not a curated record